AGGCGUGGCUUAAACAAACAGUGACAGGAGCUGAACACGUGAGGGCAACUGAGACUCAAGAUCAACUCCAGGUCGGAGUUACUGCUCUGUCACAGACAGACAACCGGAUUUUCAUUUUCGGUUAUUCUAAUUAGCCGAUCUUCUUAGAGAUUUCUGGCAGAAGUCCCUUGACCGGUUAGGUGAGAUUUCAGGUUUGAAAGAUAAGAGAGAAAAACUUUUUAUGUGGAAUAAUUCGACUGUUUUAAAGCUCUCCUAAAACUGAAAUUUUGGAGUCCUGGAGAGAGGUGCAGAUGCGCACUUAGAGGUCCGGUCCUGAAGGGUUGCUGGAGAACUGCCCCCUCCCGUAAGAUCCGCAGGUGUUGACCAUGCUUCAGAAUGGAAACAACAAGGAGAAGCUGCCGCAAGCAGAGGAGACGAAGGGCGACUCACCCGCCCCCGCGGACAAGAAGGACUCCGAGCCCUCACACUUCCCCAUGCCGGUUCACACCAAGCUGGAGAUAAAACGCAACGCGGUGACGGACGAUUAUAAGAUCUCCAGUCAGGUCCUGGGCCUGGGGAUCAACGGGAAAGUCCUGGAGUGCUUCAACAAGAAGACUGGAGACAAGUGCGCGCUGAAGAUUUUGUACGACAGUCCCAAAGCGAGACGAGAAGUGGAGCUUCACUGGCGGGUUUCUGGGGGGCCGUACAUCGUUCGCAUUCUGAAUCUCUAUGAGAACAUGCAUCACGGGAAGAAGUGUCUGCUCAUCAUCAUGGAGUGCAUGGAGGGAGGAGAGCUGUUCAGCCGGAUCCAAGCCAGAGGGGACCAGGCCUUCACUGAAAAAGAGGCAUCAGGGAUCAUGAAGGACAUUGGCACCGCCAUUGAGUUUCUCCACAACAUCAACAUUGCACACAGGGAUGUCAAGCCAGAGAACCUGCUGUACACCACCAAACAGAAAAGCGCCGUCCUCAAACUGACAGACUUUGGUUUUGCCAAGGAGACGACCCUGCACAACCCUCUGCAGACGCCCUGUUACACACCCUACUACGUCGCUCCUGAGGUUUUAGGGCCGGAGAAAUACGACAAGUCGUGCGACAUGUGGUCUCUGGGUGUCAUCAUGUACAUCCUGUUGUGUGGGUUCCCUCCGUUUUACUCCAACACGGGCCAGGCCAUCUCUCCGGGGAUGAAGAGGAGGAUCAGGAUGGGCCAGUAUGAGUUCCCCAAUCCAGAAUGGUCUGAGGUGUCACAAGAAGCAAAAGAUUUGAUCCACCAGUUACUGAAAACGGACCCCAGUGAGCGGAUGACCAUCACGCAGUUUAUGAACCACCCCUGGAUCAAUCAGUCCAUGAUGGUUCCCUCCACUCCGCUACACACCACCCGGGUCCUGACGGAGGACCGAGAGAUGUGGGAGGAUGUGAAGGAGGAGAUGACCAGCGCUCUAGCCACCAUGCGCGUGGACUACGAUCAGGUGAAGAUCAAGGAUCUCGAUACGUCCAGCAACCCUCUGCUCAACAAGAGGCGCAAGAAGGCCGCCGGCGCCGCGGGAUCCAAGAGUAGCUCGACGGUCUGUCAGAGUCAGUAAAACCAGGAGGAAGUCAAAUGUGCUGACCGGAGCAGAGUGGCUGAGAAUAAAGAGUUGUUUGUGGAUACGAGCUGUUGUGAUUUGAUAGAAACUGGACUUGAAGAAAUAACAUGCAGGCACAUCUGUAUCUGCUGCAUAAAUGAGCAUUUUCUGCUAAAAAAGCAGUUUUUGCUCACCUUUUUAAGUGUCUGUUUGCAGACUUGAAGCUUUUGUAGUUGUACUGUUUUGAUUUUUAAAUGCUGGAUUGCCUUUUUUUAAGGUCUCCUGCUGGACACUGACGAAGGAUCCUGAUGUGAAACACCUGUACCGUCUUAAAUCUGUUCUGUUUUCUGCUGGCUUUUUGUUCUUGAAUUGUUUCUUGUGGAUGUUAAUAAAUUGUAGCUUCCA
Messenger RNA from Oryzias melastigma (Indian medaka), 1946 nucleotides. RefSeq names its product MAPK activated protein kinase 3 (gene mapkapk3). Lineage: Eukaryota; Metazoa; Chordata; Actinopteri; Beloniformes; Adrianichthyidae. The coding region runs from base 366 to 1559 and encodes 397 amino acids. The transcript is spliced from 10 exons. Gene Ontology annotation, biological process: intracellular signal transduction; protein autophosphorylation; response to cytokine. The record is from RefSeq and is a predicted model, not a curated record. Gene Ontology annotation, molecular function: ATP binding; calcium/calmodulin-dependent protein kinase activity; calmodulin binding. Gene Ontology annotation, cellular component: nucleus; cytoplasm.